CAGACCAACAACGGCAAUGGAUGUGCAGUCAAUGCUGGCACAGAUCCAGGAGAACCACCAGGCUUCUCUGCAUGCGUUGUCCACCCAAGUACAUGCUCUUCGAGACACAUGUGACCUCCAGGAGAAAGAGAUCCAGCUUCUACGACAAACCUUUGCCAGGGACAACGCGAAAGCCGUUGUGGAACGCAUGUUGCUGCGACGACAACUUGAAGAAGCUCGCGCUUCUGCUAGUGCACUAAGCGAGACAGUGACGUUGCUGAACCACGAGCUGCAGACCAAGUCCAUGGAGUCCGAUGAUGUCGAUCAGGUCACGACAUCGCCGCAGGUUGACCCGCAACAGCAGUCAGCACCGACCUCUCCCACACUGCGGACAUUGCCUUCUCGUAAUGAUGUGUCUCCUACUCACAGCAGUGCAUCUGCACCAAGUCGCUUAUCCUCGUCGCAUGGACUUCCACAACCGCGUCCAUUGACAACAGCAUUGCCAUCCUCGAACUCGCAUUACGGCUACGAAUUCGACGGCCUUGCUUCCCACGCAACCGUGACCUCUCAUAGCCCGCACCGCCGUCCCAACUCGUCCUCCUUCGAACCCCACUCGAGCUAUCGAAUACACGAGCAUCAACCGUUGUCCCCCAUGUCAUCGCCAUCCAUAGGCCACCGGCGGCGGCGGCGUCGUGACAGCUGCGAGCACAUGCUGAGUACCACCACUGUCGACACGAGUAUGGACUUUAGUUAUCCCUGGACGACCACGUCUACUGCUGCAUCCUCGUCCAAACCCCGUCCGCAGCAUCCCACCAGCCAGGCCGUGUUACUAUCGUCGCCGCCCCAUCGCCAGCAGCGACGGGAUCUUCAAGUCUACACCAUGCACUCCGUUUCCCCAAGUCUUCCAUCCCAUGAGGAGCAGCUGCCACCUCGGCGCCCUUCCACCGACAGCACACGUCCGAAGCGAAGCAGCCCCAUCUCGAGCAGUUCCCGCCUCGACCAAGAGCUCAAGAACUUGCGAGCCAAGCUCCAAGCGUGCUCGCGGUCUUCAGGAAGUUUAUAGUACUUCGAAGUAACACAAACACAUAUUGUCCUUUUACCCAAA
Molecule: messenger RNA, 1084 nt
Organism: Aphanomyces astaci
Lineage: Eukaryota; Oomycota; Saprolegniomycetes; Saprolegniales; Verrucalvaceae
Exons: 1
Coding region: 17-1042 (341 amino acids)
Source: RefSeq, a predicted model, not a curated record